Messenger RNA from Paramecium sonneborni, 915 nucleotides. Lineage: Eukaryota; Ciliophora; Oligohymenophorea; Peniculida; Parameciidae. The record is from the annotation of a GenBank genome assembly.
AUGAUUAAGUUAGCUAAAUUGUUAUCGAAAUCUCCUUAGUAAUUGAAACAAACCUACUUUUUAAAUCAUAAGCCUCAAUUUCAUUAUGGGUAGGUGGAUAGAUUUUUAGACAGAUUAUAAAUGCCACUUUACUUUUAUUUGAUAGGAAUAAAUGUAGGAGUUUAUGCAUUAUGGCAUUUUCCAGCAGUUGAUAAGGUGUAUGUUUAGAAAAUAUAGUUUAGAAUUUUAUGUUCAAACAUUUUACUCUUCAUCCUGGAUCUAUGAGUUUAACAGAAUUGCAUACAUUCAUAACAUAUUCAUUUUCUCAUUAGAAUACAUUACAUUUAUGUAUGCAUAUUAUUAGAUUGUAGUAUUUAAUAUGGUGACUUUUUAUUUUUUCGGAAGAACAAUAGAAGCUUAUUUCGGUUCUAAAAGAUUACUAGCAAUAUAUUUGGCAGGUGCAUUGGUAGGUGGACUUAUGCAAUAGAGAUAAUAAGGUAUAUCAUUAGGUGCAAGUGCAGCCUGUAAUGCUUUAUUAACAUAUUAUAUAUGUAAUUUUCCAAGGGAAAUUAUAUUAUUAUUUUUUAUUCCAGUGCCAGCAUGGGUGGUGGGAUUGCUUAUAUUAUAUUAAGGAUGGGCAGGAUAAGGUGAUGGUAGUGGUAUUGGACAUGAUGCUCAUUUGGGAGGUUGUUUAGCUGGUUUGGCAUUUUACUUUGCUACAAGAGGGAAAAUAUGAUAAUUUAUAUAAAUUCAUUAAUAUAUUAAAACGGAUCUAUGAUAGAAGGGAACUUGGGUGAAUUAAUUUGGGAAAGUAUAGAACUGACUCUGAAUGUUCUUUUGUUAGAUAGAUAGAGGUUGCCUUAAAAAUUGCCAGCUUAGGGAGUAUUGAGAUUGUCACUCAUUCGUGAGUACAAUAAUUACUCAGACACCUAGGUA